This is a messenger RNA of Leucoraja erinaceus (little skate), 2248 nucleotides long. RefSeq names its product alkB homolog 4, lysine demthylase (gene alkbh4). NCBI's taxonomy places the organism in Eukaryota, Metazoa, Chordata, Chondrichthyes, Rajiformes, Rajidae. The transcript has 3 exons. The record is from RefSeq and is a predicted model, not a curated record. Gene Ontology annotation, biological process: actomyosin structure organization; oxidative demethylation; protein demethylation. The coding region runs from base 1 to 1254 and encodes 417 amino acids. Gene Ontology annotation, molecular function: oxidoreductase activity; actin binding; demethylase activity. Gene Ontology annotation, cellular component: midbody; contractile ring.
AUGGACGAGUUCGGCUCGAGCUCCGGCGAGCGACCUGGUCUCCGCGCGCGCGCCGCUCCGUUUCGGGCUCCCCGCUUGUUUCGGUUCGGCUCGGGUUUCCCGCUCGGCUCGAGCUCCCCACACGCGCGGCGCUUGCUCCGUCCGGGCUUGGCCCGACUAGGCCCCGCCCCGCGUCCCAGCCUCAGCCCGUGUGCUCGCGUCGCUCAGCCGGCCGCUGGUGCGGAUCGGUUGGCCGGUCGGAUCAAAGAGACUAGAGGAGUAUGCGCAUCUAGUACCUUUGGGUCGGAUUGGGUAGGUGAAGUGGAAAUGGCUGCGGAGGCGGCUGCGCUGCCGGGCUGCGGCUGCAAAGGAAUCCGUUCGUGUCUGAGAUGUGAGCAGGCCAGAGGCCCAGUUGAUCUAUGUCCCAAGUUACAGCGGAGAAAGUACCACUUCACUUAUCAUUUGGAGUCAGGCUUAGCAGUUGCAGAUUACUCUACUUGUCUGACUGGUUGGGCUUUUCCAUUUCCUGGUGUAUUUUUAGCCGAAAAGUUUGUGAAUGAAGAGGAAGAAGCGGAGAUGGUAAACCUAAUGGAUGACAAUGAGUGGAAACCAUCCCAAUCUGGACGAAGGAAACAGGACUAUGGCCCAAAAGUGAACUUUAAAAAGCGCAAGUUGAAAGUGGGAUGCUUCAGUGGCCUACCGUGCAAUAGCCUCUCGCUCAUGGAUCGAAUGACACAAUGCAGUGUACUGAAAGACUUCCUUCCUGUAGAACAGUGUAACCUAGAUUACAGACCAGAACAUGGCUCUGGCAUUGAUCCACACUUUGAUGACUGGUGGCUCUGGGGCAAACGUUUGGUCAGCAUUAAUCUGCUGUCUGAAACCAAAUUAUCAAUGACUUGUGAUUCGGAGGAUUUGAUCCAACUACACUUGACUGAAAUGGUGCCCAAUACUCAGCAAUGUGAUCCCAUAAAUGGUAACUCGGAAAGCAUUUCUGAUUUCCAUGGAGAUACUUCAGAUCAUUGCAAAGGUCAAAGGUCUGUAUCUUACAAUGAUGUCGAGAUAGCAAUUCACAUGCCAAGGCGAUCUUUAAUUGUUUUGUAUGGAAAUGCACGAUAUAAAUGGAAACAUGGGAUUUAUAGACAGGAUAUCCAGUCAAGGCGAAUAUGCUGUACCUUUAGGGAGCUAUCAGAAGAGUUUGGCGAGGGAGGUAAACAAGAAGCAUUGGGGAAAGUGCUUUUGGAUAUUGCAUUAAGCUUUAAAGGUGUUCCUGGAUAAUAACUGCUGAAGCAUCAAAAGGUAUUAUAAACCUGGCUCUGGGAUAUGUACAUAAAGAUUUGGAUUGUUAUUUUAUUCUAUUUCGGUACUAUGUAGCCUGGUUUUAAAUACCUGGCUCCAGGCUAUUAUAGUUUCAUAAAGUAACUUUAGUAGCAUAAAGUAAAAAUACAAAAGUCAUGAAUUAUGCUAGUUAUCCUCCUCCCCACUUGGGAAUAAACUGCUAUCUCUACACUAAAUCUUGCACCCCCAAUCACACUAACAUUGAGAAUUCUCCACUGAAAGACAUUAUGGUCACCAAAUCUUGCAUUGGUACAACCUCUUGGGCAUUUCUGGAGAGUGAGGAUGACUUGUUUCCACUCUGGUUUGGUAGGUUCUGAGUUGGCAGAAGAUUCCUGGCAGGAUGGUUAAGUGGGUAGUAUGAAAUAUAUCUUCCUUCUGCUCUUUACGUUGGUCUUCUCCAAAUACAAUGCAGUCCCCAGUGCACUUUAUCCAUGAGCAAUUUGGACUGGAGGGCCUGUCUCCAUGUAUGACUUCAUUUUAAGGGUCAUGAACCAGGGAUUCCCAUGAGCUAAUGGAAAUAUAGUUUUUUUCCCCCCAAUGGGACUUUGAGAACAUCCUCGAAAGUUUCUUCCCACCUGCUAAUCCCUUGAUGUAGGAACCUAAAUGUCUGUUUUAAGGGUCCAAUGUUGGCCUUGGGAGUUCCAUGGUCUGCCCAAUGUAGCAGACACAAGUAUAAUUUGAACAUCAAUCUUGGGGUGCAGCAAUGUAGCAACGGAAUUUGUGGGAAUUCUGUUGCCAAAUGACCUUCGGUUUAAAUUAAUUUCAAUCUCUUUUCUCUGUAUUUCAGCUACAUAUCACAUAUGCCUGUUGAGAAAAAGGAUACUAAAGUAACAUAAAUUAAGUGUACAUCUGGUUUUAGUGUUGGAAUUCCAUGAAAUUGUAUAUUUCUAUUUUGGAUGACUUUUUGUAUUUAUUAAAGAUGAUUUUGUUUUAA